GUUAAGUUUCAUUUUCCUGUUCUGGAACAUCAUCUGCUAUCUAGUCGGCGACAGAGAUUAUAAUUACAAAAUGGAAGAAGGAAGAACUAGCCCGAAGAAAAGAAAGAGAGUCACGGAUGAUAAAGAUGACAAGAACCUCUGGCGUGUAAAAUGUGGAGACAAAAAGGGUUGGAUGGAUGUAGAGAAGUUGAGAAAAGGUAAGGAUUGUAUUGAGUUUGAAGGCUCCUUUUACAGUCCACCUGAGUUUGAGAAGCUUGCAGGAAAAGAUUCAUGUAGAAAAUGGAAGUCAUCUAUUUACCACAAGAAAGCUCCUCUGCACUUUUGGUUCAAGUCUGUGUUAAAGCUGCUGCAUUUUGGGUCCCAUCUUCAACUCCACACGUCCGCCACCCCGGACACGACAGAAAAUGAGGAUGGAGAAGAGGAUGAUGAGGAUAUGGAUGAAGAUGAUGUAUGGGCAGAUAAAUGGGAAGAUAAAGAAGCUACACAGAUUUCUAUCUCUUCUUCUGAAGAAGAGAGUGAGGAAGAUCAUGUUAAAGAUAUAGAUGACGAUGGAGAAGAGGAAGAUGAGGAUAUAGAUGCAGUUGAUGUCGGUAACGAUGAGCCUAGCACUGAGGAAGAUGAGGAUGAAGAAGAUGAUAAUGAUGAGGAUGAGACUGUGCCUGCUGUUGCCUCUAACCAUACUGGCAGCAGUGGUAUCAAAGCGAGUGUAACACCUAUGAUGAAAGAAGUAAAGGGUAUUGUUAACAUCCCUCCUGAGGCAAGACAGAUUAUUUUAUUUAAAUGA
Messenger RNA from Pundamilia nyererei, 784 nucleotides. RefSeq names its product glutamic acid-rich protein-like. The transcript is spliced from 7 exons. Bases 71 to 784 code for a protein of 237 amino acids. Gene Ontology annotation, molecular function: DNA binding. The record is from RefSeq and is a predicted model, not a curated record. Lineage: Eukaryota; Metazoa; Chordata; Actinopteri; Cichliformes; Cichlidae.